AACCAAAGACAAGAAACAGAAAGAGCCCUUUUUACAGGAUCCACAUAACACUCAGGAAAUAAAGCCUAGCACUCUGGUUUCUCACAAUUCACAAAGUGAACAACAAAACAAUGAGAUUCCUUUACCAGAAUCUGGUUCAUUUUCAUCAUCAAGCAACGAAAACAGAAAAGUUUCACGUGAAGACAUUGAACUGGUCCAGAAUUUGAUAGAACGAUGUCUGCAAUUGUAUAUGAAUAAAGAUGAGGUGGUAAAGACCCUAUUGACUCGCACUAGGAUAAAUUCUGGGUUUACAACAUUGGUGUGGCAGAAAUUAGAAGAAGAAAAUCCCGAGUUUUUCAGGGCUUACUACAUUAGGCUUAAAUUGAGAAAACAAAUUAUCCUGUUCAAUCACUUGCUAGAGCAUCAGUAUCAUCUAAUGAAAUAUCCAAUGCCUCCGAAGGUUUUGGGUCCAAUGCACAAUGGAAAUCAUCCCGUGCUAGUUAAUAACUUACAUAUGGGAUACCCCGUCAUACAACAGCCUCCAGUUCCUGCUACAGGGCAAGCUCAUCUUUGUUCUGUGGGAUAUUCGACAUCUAGCUUGCAUGUUGUUAAUGGAGUUCCUGCUACAGGCAAUUUCCAUCCAAUGCAGAUAAAUUCUGGAAAUGAGAUGUUGAUCGACUCCAACGCAGUUGAUCUGUCUCCCGCCAUACCGCCUAACAAUGCCCUGUCAUCCAUGUCAGAUAUGCUUGUGAGUCCCACAUCAGCAGAAUCCAGUGGCCAUUUCCCAUUCAGUGGAUCAGAGAUAUCAGGCAUGGGAAUCGAAACGUCAGGCCUUACCAAAGUAUUUACCUCUGAUGUGGCAACUUCAGUAGGACUGCAGCUAUCGUCAGAAAAUGGUGAUGGAAAUUCUAGAGACUCCCUUGGAUCCUUGGCUCAGAUAAAUUGGGAUUUUAGUUUUACGGACCUAGCAGCAGAUUUAUUGAACUUAGGAGAUCCAGGAGCUCUUGGAAACUACGAUGACUCACCAUUUUUGCCUUCUGAUUCAGAUAUUUUACUCGGUUCUCCAGAGGCAAAUGAUAUAGUUGAGGACUUCUUUGUUGAUUCUGUUCCUGGCCCAUCAUGCCUACCGUCUGAUGAGGAGAAGUCCUAGUAUAAUCACAAACUCGUUCUUAUUCUCAAUAAAUUUGGGAUCAGCUACAUGAAUCAUUUUCUGUCAUAUUAUUCCACUAGGAGAUCUUUAGCAAUUUAAUUCUUAGCAAAUACUACAAGCCAAGCAAAGUGGACAAAUCCUUCUACGCCAUUCCGUUUUGUUCGUUACUAGAUCUACAUGGAGAUUUAAAAUAACUAAAUCCUUAGCAACUACCACGGACCAAUUAAAGAGAUGUCCAAGCAUGAGGUGAAAUAGUAUCUUGAACUUGGGCAGUUUAGACUGAGGUUCUAUCAAAGGUGAAGCAUUAAUUAUCCAAAGCUUAUGGGUUGACAAAUUUAAGUAUCGCAACUUUCGGUUAUCUAGCUGGCUCUUUUUUGGAAGAAGAGAUAUAUUAGUUCUGUGUAUGUAAACCUAUAUAGACAAUGGAAAUUG
Molecule: messenger RNA, 1561 nt
Organism: Olea europaea var. sylvestris
Lineage: Eukaryota; Viridiplantae; Streptophyta; Magnoliopsida; Lamiales; Oleaceae
Exons: 8
Source: RefSeq, a predicted model, not a curated record